Messenger RNA from Aspergillus neoniger CBS 115656, 1290 nucleotides. RefSeq names its product glutathione S-transferase family protein. Bases 34 to 1182 code for a protein of 382 amino acids. NCBI's taxonomy places the organism in Eukaryota, Fungi, Ascomycota, Eurotiomycetes, Eurotiales, Aspergillaceae. Gene Ontology annotation, molecular function: glutathione transferase activity. The transcript has 5 exons. The record is from RefSeq and is a predicted model, not a curated record. Gene Ontology annotation, cellular component: cytoplasm.
CCCUGCCCCUCCUUGCCAUUGCCAUUGUUCCUCAUGUUUCCCGCUCUCCAUCGACUUCGACAAGUCUCGCAACAUAUCUUGCAACCCAAAGCUAUCUCCCGCUUUUCACAUCCAGCUACCUGCAGAAGCUCUUUCUUCCCCGCACAGCCUAUCUUGAAUCCAGCACGCACCAUGGCUACAGGUAACAGCGGCAAGAUCACAGACUGGGUCAAUCCCAAUGACAAGUCGGGCGAGUUCAAGCGCCAGACGUCAGUCUUCCGCAACUGGAUCUCCAGAGAGCCUGGCGCUCAAUUCCCUCCCGAGAAGGGCCGUUAUCACCUCUACGUCUCUUACGCCUGUCCUUGGGCCCACCGGACUUUGAUCACGCGCAAGCUCAAGGGUCUUGAGGAUAUCAUCUCCUUCACCUCAGUCCACUGGCACCUAGGAGAAAAGGGCUGGCGCUUCGCAACCGCUGAAGAACAACAACCCGAAGAAAAUGUCACCACAGACCCUCUACACGACUACACCCACCUGCGCGAAAUCUACUUUUCCAAUGACCCCGACUACACCGGCCGGUUCACCGUCCCCGUCCUAUUCGACAAGAAAACCAACCGCAUCGUAAGCAACGAGAGCGCCGAAAUCAUCCGCAUGCUCUACUACGAAUUCGAUGACCUUCUCCCGGAACCUUACAAAUCCAUCGACCUAUUCCCCUCGUCCCUCCGCACGGAGAUUGACUCCUCCAACGAAUGGAUCUACAACGACGUCAACAACGGCGUCUACAAGUCCGGCUUCGCCACCACGCAAGAAGCAUACGAGAAAGCCGUCACGACAUUGUUCUCCUCUCUCGACAAGAUCGAGGCUCAUCUGUCGGACUCGAAGAACGCACCGUACUUCUUCGGCUCGGAGAUCACGGAGGCGGAUAUUCGUCUGUUCACGACAAUCAUUCGCUUUGAUCCGGUCUAUGUGCAGCACUUUAAGUGCAAUAUUCGGGAUAUUCGGUCCGGGUACCCGGCUAUUCAUCGCUGGAUGAGGAAGUUGUAUUGGGAUGUGCCGGCUUUUAAGGAGACGACGAACUUUGAGCAUAUCAAGUUCCACUAUACCAAGAGUCAUAAGCAGAUUAAUCAGUUUGCGAUUACCCCGGUUGGGCCGUUGCCGGAUGUUUUGCCCAAGGAUGAGGAGGUUAGGGCUGUUAAGGGUGCUUAGGGGGAGUUCUUUGGUGGAUUUAGGAUAUGUUGAUGUUAAUAAUACUGUAAGGUCUUUGGUAUCAUUUGCAAAUAUGCAAGUAGUUUUAUUUCAGCUGAAUGUGCAAGC